CUGCUUUUAUCCACCAAUCAAAUAUUUUCCCGACGGAUCCCAAAAUAUUCCGGGGCCAAUGAAGGGGAAAGGCCGAGACGCCUCUGCGGCUCCUUGGGAAGGCAGAGUUUCUAAAGUGGAGGCGGGAGGGGCGGAGCUGCGGGGCGCUGGGUGGCCGCCAGCCCCGAACCUGUCCCCGUCCGUGCCACCGUCGGGAUUUGUCUAGCGACGCGUGCCCUAGCAGGGGUGUGUUGGGGGGAGUCCUCUUUCCGACCAUCAAAAUGGUUAUCAAAGUUUUUGUUGCCACAUCUUCUGGGUCCAUAGCGAUUAGGAAGAAACAGCAAGAAGUAGUGGGCUUUUUGGAAGCUAAUAAAAUCGACUUUAAGGAAUUAGAUAUAGCUGGAGAUGAAGAUAAUAGGAAGUGGAUGAGAGAGAAUGUACCUGGAGAGAAAAAACCUCAAAACGGGAUUCCUUUGCCCCCGCAGAUCUUCAACGAAGAGCAGUAUUGUGGGGAUUUCGACUCUUUCUUCUCUGCCAAAGAAGAGAAUAUUAUAUAUUCGUUCCUUGGCUUGGCUCCCCCUCCAGGCUCAAAGGUGACAAAAUCGCCUGAGGAAGCAUCUUCCCUUCCCAAUGGUGACGUGACGGGAGAGGCACCCAGCACUGCAGAGGAAACAGAGAAGGCUGAAGAAAGUGGAGAAAAUGAGGUGCAAAAAGAGGACGGUGAAGAUGUGGGCGACCUCCCCGAAUCCCAAGAAAAGAAUACGGAAGAACUGGCCGAGGAAGGAGCAGAAGAUGAAGCAGAAGAAGAGGAAGCAGAGGAAGAAGAAGCUGAAAAAGGAGAAGAACCAGGAGAAGAAGAAGAAGAAGGAGAAGAUUCAUAGACCUUUUCAUGCUUUAUUUCUUCAAGUUUUCCAGGAAACACUAGUCACAAAGCAACAUUUCAACCAUCUCUCCACAAACCAAACUCAACAAAAUGCUUUAGCCUGAAGCCAGCACACCUUUCCCAGGACAUCAGGGGUCACCAAGGAAUUGUCUCACUCAGCGUAGGUUGAUGUACCUGGACAUACCUGCUCAACCAAAUCAAUGUAAAAAUAAACGUGAAGAUGACAUAUGUGUGCCUUCAUGUGCCUGAAUUUUUGGCCUUUGUUAUUUUUUUUUGUUGCUCUGCAUGAACAGACCUUUUCACUCAUAUUCUGAAAAAGUGAUUUCAAGGGCUAGAACAUCUCUUCAUGAAAUAGCAAAAAUAUUCCCUCUUGUAUGUGCCGUAUGCCAUUUGUCUCAGAAUUAGCUCUGAAAAUGAAUGUGUUUUCCAGAAAACGAUCCUUUCAAUAAAGAUCAGUAGCAAAUAGUUUGUUCCAAGGAGCAUUAUUUCUUGAUUUACAGUCUCUGCUUGUAUGCGCCUGAACUCCACCUGUCUGUUGCCAAGUGUGAAUCACCUGCUGAACUUCGCUGUCUGCACAGCGAUGGAUGUUCUCUAUUGUACUCAUGCUUUGGUCCACGUUUUCAGUUGUACUGACUGUCUCAUUUUGUAUUAUACAUGCUGCUG
Messenger RNA from Trichechus manatus latirostris (Florida manatee), 1525 nucleotides. It is a transcript of the gene SH3BGR, whose product is annotated as SH3 domain binding glutamate rich protein. Gene Ontology annotation, cellular component: cytoplasm. The record is from RefSeq and is a predicted model, not a curated record. The transcript is spliced from 7 exons. Lineage: Eukaryota; Metazoa; Chordata; Mammalia; Sirenia; Trichechidae. The coding region runs from base 261 to 860 and encodes 199 amino acids.